Messenger RNA from Closterium sp. NIES-65, 2634 nucleotides. Lineage: Eukaryota; Viridiplantae; Streptophyta; Zygnematophyceae; Desmidiales; Closteriaceae. The record is from the annotation of a GenBank genome assembly.
AUGGGUGGUCCCGCCUUCGAUCUCCUUGCCAACCCGCUGGGAGCGGUGCGCGUCCUCUUCGAUCGCGAGGUCCACCGGCUCCGCAGCGCCGCACAAAUCGGCGGACAAGGCGGCGGCGAUGGCGGGGCCGCGCAGGAGGCGAUGAAGCGACAGCUGGCGGAAGGAGACUGGGGAGUUCGCACGCUCGUCGAUGAAUUCUUGUUUCGCGAUGGGAACAUUGAUAAGGUGCCUGAGAUCAACUCAGUGGGUGUGGAUCACGUGCCGGUGGGCUCGCUUGUCCGUUUCCGAGGCAUGGUACAGGACAUGUGGGGCACCGAGUUUUAUCAGGGCCUCUACAAACGAAGCAGACAGCCCCCAUCCGCUUCCCCCUCAGGCUCCUCCGCCCCCCCCUCUCCCCCCUGGCGCACAACCAAGUACACUGAUGGGGACUGCGGGGGGGGAAUGGGGGGAGACGGGGUGGAGGGGCUGGGGGAAGGGGCGGCGGAUUUUGGCAGUAUCUGGGAGAGGCGGCUGCUGUACUGCGUGCCGGUGCCGGGGGAGCAGCCAUGGGCGCGGGCUCUCAGGGACGGGGGGAGAGAGGGGAGGGGGAACCGGGGGAGAGGGGAGGGGGGAAGCGGGGGGGAGGAGGGCGGUGGGGCGGAGAAGAGGGGCAGAGAGGAGGGGGACGCUGAACUUAUGGGCAUGGACGUGGAAACCAGGGUGGCUCCCAGCGAGGCAGGGGAAUCCAAGAGACAGGCCACCACAGCAGUUGCCAACACCACAGCCGCUGCCAUCCCUACCAGCAGCAGCAACACCAUGGCACAGCUCGGCAGCACUGGUGCUGCUGGCGACGCCCCUCCGUUUGUGGAUCUGCACUUCCCUCUCGGGCCCUCUGCCUCUGCUUCCCAUGGCCCCCCACUGCUGCCCUGCAUUGUCAAGCUGUACGACAGCGUGGAGUCGCAGGUAAAGCUGAAUCAGGUGGUGGAGUUCGUGGGGGUGGUGGCACCACCAUCCGCGCCCACCGUGCAUACUGCCCACACAGCAGCAGCAGCACCACAAGACGCAGCCACAGGCGCAGGAGCAGGCACAGGCGGAAGCACAGGAGCAGCGAUGGAGGUGGAGAUGAUGGGGGGCGAUAUGGGCAUGGGAGCGUGCCCCUCUGCGUGUCUGCCCAGCAGCCAGGUGUUGCGAUUACACUGCCUCACCUGGAGGAAGCUCCCUCACCUCUUCUCAACCGAUGUGGGGCCCACUGUGGCGGCAGCGGGGAGCAUCAGGGCGGCGCUGCUGUCUCGGCUGGCUGCUGCUCUGGGCGGCGACAGGCUGGCGGCGGAAUACCUGCUGCUGCACCUGCUGUCACGGGUACACACGCGCAUAGAGCCCAUGCCUCUUGGCAAGCUCUCUCUUAACCUCUCCGGCUUCCCAGAACCUUCCUUGGCCUCCACUCCCUCUCCAACCCCUCCUCCUCUCUCUUCCUCCCCUCCCUCACUCUCCCAAGCCGCCUCCCCCUCUCUCUCCGCCCUCACCUCCUCUCUCCAAACCCUCCUCCCAGCCACCCACACUCUCCCGCUCUCCCUGGACAAUCUUAACUCGCGCCGCCUCACGCCCCACAAGGACUAUACCUCUGACAGACUAGUCUCUGGCGUGCUGCAGCUACCAGCAGGGACCCACCUAACUAUUGACGAGACGGCUUUAAAGCCGGGAAGGGUGGCGGCGCUAGGGAGCCAGAACCUGCAGGCUCUUAAAGAGCUAUUGGAGUGGCAAAAAGUGGACUACGAUUUUCAGUACUAUAAGAUGGAGAUGCAGAGCGAUAUACCUGUGCUGAUUCUCUCCCAUGCCACGUCACGCCUCCUGCCUGCUGACGUCAGCCUGCCAGUGCGGUGCACGGCGCCACCUCAGCCUGUCCGUGAGGACGAGCCGGAGGUUGCCACGUGGCGGCGGUACAUUGGCUGCUGCCGGCUGCUGGAUCAUGAGAUCAAGGAGGACAUGCGGGAGCCUCAGCAACCCAUCUUCACCACCUCAUCCCACCCUCCUCAAAUCCCACCCUCCCCACAUCCCACCCUCCCCACAACCCACCCUCCCCACAUCCCACCCUCCCCACAACCCACCCUCCCCACAUCCCACCCUCCCCACAACCCACCCUCCCCACAUCCCACCCUCCCCACAUCCCACCCUCGCCACAUUUCACCUCUCCAAAUCCCACCCUCGCCACAUUUCACCUCUCCAAAUCCCACCCUCGCCACAUUUCACCUCUCCAAAUCCCACCCUCGCCACAUUUCACCUCUCCAAAUCCCACCCUCGCCACAUCCCACCCUCCCCACGUACCACCUGUGUGGGCAGCAAGUGGAGCGGGAGCUAGUGGCAGCGCGGCAGGGGGACCCGUCCCUCGACUCCGACACUUUCCACAGGUACGCGCUGCCCGGUGCUUGCGAUGCCUCUUGCUGCGCAAUGCCUGUUGCGGGGCAUUUCCUAGAAUUCGCAGCAGCUCGUGGCAGCACGGCAGCAGGACCCCUCUCUCGACUCCGACACUUUUCCCAGUUCUGCGCCUGUGGCUCCCCCUGCGGCUUGGGUGGUGCCGCCUGUCACCCCGAUAACGGCUCCCGUGGCUGGUCCCUCCACGGCAGCGCCUACUCCCUCGGCGUCUACCCAGGAGGCUAA